This is a messenger RNA of Malassezia restricta, 1359 nucleotides long. RefSeq names its product seryl-tRNA synthetase. Bases 1 to 1359 code for a protein of 452 amino acids. The record is from RefSeq and is a predicted model, not a curated record. Gene Ontology annotation, biological process: seryl-tRNA aminoacylation. Lineage: Eukaryota; Fungi; Basidiomycota; Malasseziomycetes; Malasseziales; Malasseziaceae. The transcript has a single exon. Gene Ontology annotation, molecular function: ATP binding; serine-tRNA ligase activity; tRNA binding. Gene Ontology annotation, cellular component: cytosol.
AUGAUUGAUCUGCAGCUGUUGCAAGUCGAGAAGGGCGGCAAUCCCGAGGUGGUACGCGAGUCGCAGCGCAAGCGCUUUGCAUCGGUAGAGCUUGUCGAUGAAGUGCUGUCACUGUACAAGACCUGGGUGACCCUCGAAUUCCAGCUGAACCAAAUGCAGCAGGAAGUGAAUGCGAUCCAAAAAGUCAUCACUACGAAAAAGAAGGCGAAGGAGGACGCUGAUGCCGAGCUCGCACAAAAGAAAGAACAGGAUGCUAAGAUUGCUGAUUUCAAGCCUAAAGUAGCGGAGGCUGAGCGCGAGAUGCGCCUCAAGGCAGGCACGAUCGGUAACAUUGUGGGUGACAAGGUGCCGGUAUCUGAGACAGAGGACGACAACCUGGUGACCAAGACGUGGCACCCUGAUGGACCGAAUGGACAGUUCGAGAAGAAGGACCACUUUCUAUCGCACCACGAAGUCAUGUACCGCCUUGAUCUGUUUGACACGGAGCGUGGCGCCAAAAUUUCGGGUCACCGUGGCUUUUUCCUAACAGGUGAUGGCGUAGACCUGAAUCAGGCACUAAUUAACUACGGACUGGACUUUUUGCGCAAGAAAGAGUACAAGAAGAUCAUGACGCCGUUCAUGAUGCGCAAGGAGCACAUGGCCAAGACGGCCCAACUUGACCAGUUUGACGAAGAGCUGUACAAGGUGACAGGCGACGAAGACGACAAGUACCUGAUUGCUACGUCUGAGCAGCCGAUCUCGGCUUUCCACUCGAACGAGUGGUUUGACCGCCCAGCUGAGCAGCUGCCGAUCAAGUAUGCCGGCUACUCGACAUGCUUCCGCAAGGAAGCCGGCUCUCACGGCAAAGAUACCUGGGGUAUCUUCCGUGUGCACCAGUUUGAAAAGAUUGAGCAGUUUUGCAUCACGGACCCAGCUAGCUCAUGGGACAUGCUCGACCAUAUGCUCGCGAACUCGGAGGAGUUCUACCAGAGUCUGCAGAUCCCAUACCGCGUCGUGGCCAUCGUGUCGAGCGCACUGAAUAAUGCUGCAGCGAUGAAGUACGAUCUCGAGGCAUGGUUCCCCUUCCAGGGUGAGCACAAGGAACUUGUGUCUUGCUCAAACUGCACGGACUACCAGAGUCGGCGCCUCGAAGUGCGCUGUGGCAUGAAGAAACAGGGUGAUUCGAAGAAACAGUACUGCCACAUGCUCAACGGCACGCUGUGUGCCACGGAGCGUGCGCUGUGCUGUCUCGUGGAAAACUGGCAGACGCCCGACGGCCUGCGCAUUCCACCGCCGCUUCAGCCGUACAUGCAGGGCCGCGACUUUUUGCCGUUUGUCAGGGACCUGCCCAAGGGCUCGACGAGCCAGAAGCGCAAGUAG